Messenger RNA from Coniophora puteana RWD-64-598 SS2, 906 nucleotides. RefSeq names its product kinase-like protein. The transcript has 5 exons. Gene Ontology annotation, molecular function: protein kinase activity; ATP binding. Bases 1 to 906 code for a protein of 301 amino acids. NCBI's taxonomy places the organism in Eukaryota, Fungi, Basidiomycota, Agaricomycetes, Boletales, Coniophoraceae. Gene Ontology annotation, biological process: protein phosphorylation. The record is from RefSeq and is a predicted model, not a curated record.
AUGAAUCAAGCUCAAAUCACUGAUAUCACCAGUCAAGUCACAAAGCUCGAAGUGCAUCAACGCGGGGGAGGUUCAUCUGGGGAUGUUUUCUAUGGAGAGUGGAGAAGUUCCCAAGGGCAGACUAAGGUCGCGAUUAAGACUGUCCGCGUAUGCACAGAUGAUCCAGCAGAGAUCGCGAAUAUUCUACAGAAGUUUAUGCGCGAAGCUCGUGUAUGGGCGACACUCAAACACGAGCAUAUCGUUCCAUUUUGCGGCAUAGCAAGCGAUCUCGCGCCAAGGCGGGGCAUACCAUCCGUCAUCUCCCCUUGGUAUGACAGUGGUUCUCUGAGGACUUACUACAAUCAACAUUGGCAAGAUGGAAAUGGUGUUGCGGUGAAUACGCGAAAAUCUAUAAUGUUUGGCGUUCUUGACGGCCUCAAAUAUCUGCACACACGCGAUCCGCCGGUCGUCCACGGCGAUCUCUCCACGCAAAAUGUCCUCAUCGACGAUAAAGGUCAACCACGCCUUACAGACUUCGGAUUGUCGGUCCUUGUCGACAUCCCUGGCUUUACAACCGUCACGAAUCGUGGUACGUACAAGUACAUGGCGGUGGAACUUUUCGGGGAUGGUCCCGGCGGACCUGGAACGGUACCCAAAAAGACGAAAGAGAGCGACAUAUGGGCAUUUGGGAUUCUAUCACUUGAGAUACUUUCCAACCUCGAGCCGUACGUGGCCCCUUCCGGACAGUCUCUUAAAGAUGCGGUGGUGAUAACAAACGUCCCGAAAGGACACCGUCCAGACCAUGAUCGUUUUAGACAAUAUGUUGAUGAUGAUCUAUGGGCGAUGUGCAAGUCGUGUUUGAGGACUGACCCCAGAAAUCGGUUUACCGCAGAAGAUAUUAGCAGGAAUCUGGCUGGGAAAUGUUGA